This is a messenger RNA of Microcebus murinus (gray mouse lemur), 667 nucleotides long. RefSeq names its product eukaryotic translation initiation factor 5A2 (gene EIF5A2). NCBI's taxonomy places the organism in Eukaryota, Metazoa, Chordata, Mammalia, Primates, Cheirogaleidae. The record is from RefSeq and is a predicted model, not a curated record. Gene Ontology annotation, molecular function: translation elongation factor activity; ribosome binding; RNA binding. Gene Ontology annotation, biological process: positive regulation of translational termination; positive regulation of translational elongation.
GUGUCUUGGAACUGCUGCGGCCGCCACCGCCGCAGCUGUAAGGGACCUGCACGGGUGCGCAGGCGAAAGGCGCUGUUUGCCUGCGGAAAGUUCCCACGGAAAAACUACCAUCUCCCCAGCCCACCAUGGCAGAUGAAAUUGAUUUCACUACUGGAGAUGCUGGAGCUUCCAGCACUUACCCUAUGCAGUGCUCGGCCCUGCGCAAAAACGGCUUCGUGGUGCUCAAAGGACGACCAUGCAAAAUAGUAGAGAUGUCAACUUCCAAAACUGGAAAGCACGGUCAUGCCAAGGUUCACCUUGUUGGAAUUGAUAUUUUCACUGGCAAAAAAUAUGAAGAUAUUUGCCCUUCUACUCACAACAUGGAUGUUCCAAAUAUUAAGAGAAAUGAUUAUCAACUGAUAUGCAUUCAAGAUGGUUACCUUUCCCUGCUGACAGAAACUGGUGAAGUUCGUGAGGAUCUUAAACUGCCAGAAGGUGAACUAGGCAAAGAAAUAGAAGGAAAAUACAAUGCAGGUGAAGAUGUACAGGUAUCUGUCAUGUGUGCAAUGAGUGAAGAAUAUGCUGUAGCCAUAAAACCCUGCAAAUAAAUGGGAACAUCAGGCAUGAACAAACUAUUUAGGUCUGGAUCAACUGCAGAUCUAAAGUUUGGUUCUAAGUUGUCACCAAA